Molecule: messenger RNA, 3617 nt
Organism: Lontra canadensis (Northern American river otter)
Lineage: Eukaryota; Metazoa; Chordata; Mammalia; Carnivora; Mustelidae
Gene: TRMO
Product: tRNA methyltransferase O
Exons: 6
Coding region: 38-1414 (458 amino acids)
Source: RefSeq, a predicted model, not a curated record
CUGUCGCGGCGAGUCGACACCUCAGUGAGCAGUGGCCAUGCGCGUGUUGGAAGAGCCGGGGCCUCAGGCCACAGCGACCGGGUGUGGGUGCGUGAAGCCGGCUCUGGAAACAGGGAAUCUUUUAACUGAGCCAAUUGGCUACUUGGAAUCCUGUUUCUCGGCCAAGAAUGGUACUCCAAGGCAGCCGUCUAUUUGUAGCCAUUCACGGGCUUGUUUGAGAAUUAGAAAGAGCAUCUUUAAUAAUCCUGAACAUUCCUUGAUGGGCUUAGAACAGUUUUCUCAUGUUUGGAUUUUGUUUGUUUUUCACAAAAAUGGUCAUUUGAGCUGUAAGGCAAAAGUGCAGCCUCCGAGGCUGAAUGGAAUAAAGACUGGAGUUUUCUCCACAAGGAGCCCACAUCGUCCCAAUGCAAUAGGACUGACCCUGGCCAAACUGGAAAAGGUAGAAGGUGGAGCUAUAUACCUUUCUGGAAUUGACAUGAUUCAUGGCACACCUGUCCUAGACAUAAAGCCCUACAUAGCUGAGUAUGACUCGCCACAAAAUUUGAUUGAGCCUCUACAGGACUUUAAUUUACAGAAUAACCAAUAUAAAUCCCAAAACACAUCCCAGUCUGAUGACAAGACUGACCACUGUGACCAGCGACAGCUCUCAAGGUGUGAUAAACCACAAGCCUGUAGUCACACUAAGGAAAAACCUAAAUGUCGUGAAGAUGGAACUUCAGGAGCAAACUACAUGAAACGUGAUAACUCAACAAAAGUCCAGCAAAACUCCCCUCAGCCCAGGGAGAUAGCAGCAGAUUUGGGUGUAGAAUCAAGAAGUGAUCAGAGUCUGAGUGUGGCAGAAGAACAAAUUGGCUCAAAUUGCCCGGGGAAGAGCUUUUCAGAGGAAGGAACAGAAAAGAGGCUAAAGAGAGGGAAGGAAGCAGUGGUCGUACAAGGAAACAGUGCGGAGAUGCAGCCGGUGGUUCUUCACUGUCCUUCCAGGAUGGCUGGUGCAGCCCGCCGCAGCGCAGUCCCUGACUGGGUUAGAGAGGCCCCCGUGACCCCCUUGGAAGUCCGCUUCACUCCUCACGCAGAGACGGACCUCGAGCACCUCAGUUCAGAAGGUGAGCCAGAUGGCAGUCAGCCUUCAUUUAAGUAUUUUCAAUCAGCAGAGGAAGCAAGGCAUGCCAUUGAGGCUGUGCUGUCAGCCGACCCGCGGUCUGUGUAUCGACGGAAGCUCUGCCAGGACCGCCUUUUCUACUUUACUGUAGACAUAGCACAUGUCACUUGCUGGUUUGGUGAUGGCUUUGCAGAGGUUCUAAGGAUCAAGCCAGCUUCAGAGCCUAUUCAGAUGACUGACCCCGAGGAGUCCUUGGUAUCUCUGGGAUCGAACUUGUCCAGAAGAAAGAGACACAAUACUCUGUACCUUGCAUAAAUGUUAUCUGAAUUUUAGCCUUUGCUUUUUGGUGCCAGUAGGGGGAGCCCUUGAUAACUGAUUAUUUUCACUAGCUGGGAAAUAAAUUCCAGGAGUUCAAGCUAUUUGGGUAAUUUUGGCUUUCAGCCCACUUACCCCAGCUUUCCAGAACAGUAACUUCCACAAGAUGCUUCCACUGAUGCUUGUCAAUCAUGUAUAGGGAGAGAUUAGAGGAUGAGUGCCAUUUAUUAAAUUUUUAAAUUGUAGCUUGGCUUAAGGGCUAGGAUGGAUUAUUUUAGCAUGUGGAGGCUGUGCACAACCAGAUAGACUCAUUAGCCAAACCCAUGAGCAUGUAUAUACAAGGCAUUCCCUCUGUUCAUGUAUUUGCGACUUUUUUCUUUGGAAAGAAGAGAGUGGAGUUGAAGAUACCAAUCAGCCUCUUGUUGGUAGUUUUUCUUUUGGUCUCAAAGAAGGUAGGUGAAGACUCAGCAAGAGUGAAAUCUGUAUCAGUUACUGAACUUCUGUUACGUCCUUGGCACCGGGCUAUAUGCUUUUCAUACACUGAUCAGAGGUUAAGUAACAUGCUGAAGCUCACACAGCUGGUCAGCCGUGCACUGAGGAUUUCAGCCCACCGAGUCCGGUCCCAGAGUUGGCUCCCAUCCCAUCGUGGCUCUGCGGUCUCCCCUGUGCAGAUGCAAAUGCUCAGCAAACCAUGCUGGUUUAUUUGAGGGUCAGCAGUUUCAUGUGUUUAAUAAGUGCAGGACACUUACAGUGAUGUUCAUGGGAGUCCAAGCACUAAAUACAGAACAGGGGGAGGAAUACAAGUAGAAAUGCCUAUUCCUACCAGGUCUCUGUGGAACCUCCUGCGAAGCAGUGUGGGAGAUGUGGAGAGUACUGAAUUUGGCCUCAGAAACUUCAAGUGCUGUUUUCUGCUCUGCCCUUUGCUAGCUGUGUGACCCUGGGCAAGUUACUGCACCCAUCUCCAAAUCCCUGACCUUACAGAGUUGUUACGGGGAUAGUACUUGGGAAAGUAUUUUCUAAACUCUUCAGUGGUGUACAAAUGUAGGUAAUAUUUUUACUGUGCCUGUCAUCAUUGACACCCUUUUUUUGCCACUGUGCUCUGGCUCACCUGCUUGGACAAGAAGACUCAGAGGAACCAACUGGGUCCUUAAAAUACAAGGUAUGGAUAGCCUAUGUUUUCUUUUUUUAUUACAGAAUUUUUUUUUGAAAGGACCCCUUUUAGCAAGUUAUAGGAUGCUUUGCUAAAGGAAAUAUCACAGAAUGCCACUGCGUUAAGGACCCUGUUGACAUGAAGCCACAUGCCCAGGGCAGCAUCUUCCCUCCACCCGGCCGUCCCUUCUCAGAUUGCAUGUAUGUCACGAACUGCCUUCUUUGCCUGUGUAUAAAAUCAGCCCGUCAACCCCUUUCUCAUACGUGAUCCUAUUUAGUGCCUUUCUUUUUGACCUUCUUUCCUGUUUCAGCCCAGAUGCUUCAGAAAUAACUCUGCAUUUCUUUUAUAAGAAGAUAAAAGUGUAGUCAUGUUCUGAAGUUAUUCUCUGUGACAGAGAAGAGGCAAGUCAUAAGGGUUAAAGCUCAAUGAAAUGAGACCGGGAUUUUCUGUUAUUGUUAAAAUAAGGCUCCUAAUACAGGUCGUCACCAGAUGACUCUCCAGCAUCCUCUCUAUUCUGCUCUCUGCCUCUUCUCCGCCUUUGUAGAUUACAGCAGGUACAGCUGACAGGAUUCAAGGCUAGGUCAGUGCAUGUGUCUGUGAAAAGGCAUAAGAAAAGCCUUUUCAGUGUCCACAGGAGGUAGAAAUUCAGUGGUCCACUCUUGUGUUGAUGGAAGGAGCCACUUACUUAUCCAGUGAACUCACACCACACUAACCAAUCAAAUUUGAAUCGAGGUGUGUUUAUGUUGUGUUGCCAAAAAAGGUAGGAUUGGAAGGAACAUGAUGUUAUCUCUCUCUGCUGCCUUGUAGAUUCUCAUUUGAGAAUUCUAUUCAGAUUCUUCACUAAUUCAUGCAGUUUGAGAUACAUAAAACUUUUUUAUUCAGUAUUAACAGUUUUAAAGUUACCCACAUGCUCAGUACUGAAGAACUAAUAGUUCUUCACAUUGGUAGAGAUGUUAUGGUUUACAGAGCAAUUUAAAGUAUAUUAUCUUGGGAAGCCCGGGUGGUUCAUUCUGUUAAGCAUCCGCCUUUGGCUCAGGUUACGAUCCCAGGGUC